This is a messenger RNA of Acyrthosiphon pisum (pea aphid), 754 nucleotides long. RefSeq lists its product as uncharacterized. The record is from RefSeq and is a predicted model, not a curated record. Lineage: Eukaryota; Metazoa; Arthropoda; Insecta; Hemiptera; Aphididae. The coding region runs from base 1 to 552 and encodes 183 amino acids. The transcript is spliced from 3 exons.
AUGGAGAACAAUACGAACAUCGAUGGAAAUGUACGCAAGGAGAAAUCGGUGAGGUUCAACCAGAAACCUGAAGUAUUAGUCUUCGAGUCGCAAUCUAACGAUGUCGGCGAAUCAAAUCCGAUGACCAGAUCUCCUUUGCUAGCGAGCGUUUAUGACGUCAAGUGGAUGCUCCGGUUCUUGGCGUUUGGUGAGUCGCGGCACCUGGACCACAAUAGAGUUUGUGUCCUCUUCCCGUGUCGCCAAUUAGCCCCCGGGAGCAGGCAGAAGAGUCGGCGGGACGACGAUGGAUUCGUCCGGUAUGUUCCCUCACUGGCCGGAAAUUUCAACCGGCUAAUGCCAUGUGAAAUUUUCGGCCACGUACCAGUUGGUCCGUUCGUGAGGGUCAUACUGGCCGAAAUUUUUUUUCGUGUGUUGCCCAGCCGAAGAAGCAGCAGAAUGGUGGCUGACUACCGCUGCCAGACUGGUGAACGUCGAAUGCGGAAUGAGUGCACCUGUAUCAUCCACUACGGCGUUCACCAUAAAGCGGCUGGUAAUCGAGUACGGUCGGCGUAGUGUCGCUAUCGAUAUCCGGCACAGUGAGCUACGCGACUGUACUCGAUGCAUUUGUACGUCCUAAUGUGUACAGGAUGGCCAGCCUGUACACAUUAGUGUCUCGGCGGGCCGGCUUAGCGGACGUGCUCAAACAUUUGGAGUGCCUCAUCAACCGGUAUGUGGAGGUCAUACCGGUUGUUUUGUUGAUGGCACAUUCUCAUCG